CAUGUAGGCUCAAUUACCAGCACCCGCUUAGGGGCGGACACGAGAAAACGGGGGAAAUCGAGCCUAAACUUCAUGUUGCGUAGUAAGAAAACAAGAAAAUGAAUACUUUAUGUUCACCCCACAGCUGUAGCUUGCACAUGCGCAGAAAUAUGAAACGAGCGUUUGAUCCAGCGCUAUCUUCUCUCUUUGGAAAAGACAAGAAACCAGUCUGUCGCUCCUCCAGAGAGAUUGGACGAGCAGGAAUUGAAAGAUCUGAUAACUCGAGUAACAUACGAGUACAUACGAGCACAUACGAGUACAUACGAGUACAUACGAGUAAAAAUACGAGUACAUACCAGUAACAUACGAGUAACAUACGAGUACGUACGGGUAACAUAAGAGAACAUAAGAGUACAUACGAGUAACAUACGACUACAUGCGAGUAACAUACGAGUACAUACAGACACAUACGGUAAUAUACAGGUUAUAUACGAAAACCAUGACCCGCGCACAUGUAAAACUGAAAUAGAAAAAAUGGUACAUUUCAUGUUUACUACUCUCCUGCCAUCGUAUGUUGCUCCUAUGUAUUCGUAUGUAACCAGUGUAUUCGUAUACAGCCUGUAUAUUACCGUAUGUGUCUGUAUGUACUCGUAUGUAGUCGUAUAUACUCGUAUGUUUUCCACUUAGACCCCGUGUUUUCCACCAGACCGCGUGUUUUCCACCAGACCCCGUGUUUUCCACCAGACUACGUGUUUUCCACACCCCGGGACCCCGGCUCCACGUUUUCCAUCUAGCCCUAUUGGCCGGUAGGGCGGUACUCACUGGUCAGAUUCUUGGAGCGUCUGUGAUUUAAUUUGAUCAAAAAGCUUUUAGUGGCCUAACAUUCGGGAAAGUCGCUCUAAAUCAGUUUGUAUGCCUAUUAGAAGGUCGUUUGCGUCUACUAGCAUUUCUUUUCAACAACAGUUAAAUUUCCUUAUGUUAUGUACGUCAAGGGUAACCUGCGGGGUAGCUGGAGGGCUCAAAGACCUCAGAGGCCCUGCAGGCUAAAGAGGAUCGUAGUUCGGACGGAUUGUAGCCCGAGUAACGUGCUUUCCUUACGCUUCGAUCAAACUGUAGCCUGCAGAACAGGCGGGUUUGCGGGACCGCUAAUCCGCCUGUUCUGCAGCAGGCUAAUCAACCUGUUCCCCUCAUCCCCAAUCUUCCCGGUUCGCCACAGCGGUCGAAACACGGGAGAUAAUUGUCAGUAUUGAAAAACAUGUGCAGUCCGCGUUUGAAAGAUUAAUGUGACAGCGCCCUUGCCAAUACAUGACGUGACCGACAUUGGACUGCUAUCAUAUUUUGGGAAGUCAGGAUUUUGCAUAGCUUGCCUUUUUUGGAAGGAACUAUCAAUUGACGGUUUUCGGGCAAAUUUGGACGACAGCUUGUGUUUUGCCCUUUGUCCAAACGCCUAAUUUCUGGUGUUUGGACCUCCAAUUCACAGCCUGCUGGUGAUGAAUCCUUUCCCUGGAAAACAGAUUGUAGAUGCCCAUAUUCAUUUAUUGGAACCAGACAAGUUUUUCUAUCCCUGGCCUACUCCAGACCUGACUGCCAUUUAUAGGCCUUUCAAAUUCAGUGACCUUGAAAGUGCCAUAAACCCUACUCCCACAAGGAAGGUGGUGUUUAUACAAGCAAACCAGACCUAUGAAGAGACAGACUGGAUAUUGGAACUGGCCAAUCAAAACUCAACAAUUAUUGGUGUCAUUGGUUGGGUUGAUCUUACAGAUCCAAAGGUGGAUGUCAUCCUGGACAGGUACAUGAAGUAUCCAAAAUUUAGAGGGGUGAGGAAUUUUUUGGAAACAGAAGCGGAUGAUUGGUUAAACCAAGAGUCAGUUCACAGAGGUUUAGGAUUUCUUCAAGAAAGAGGACUCACAUAUGAUUUACUUGUACAAGCAAGGCAUCUUAAACUGGCUAGUGAUGUUGUGAAGAAAUUUCCAAAUUUGAAGUUUGUGGUUGACCAUGCUGGAAAACCUGAAAUAAAGAAAGGAAUGGUGGAUGACUGGAGAAGUGGAAUGAAAUUGUUGGCUCAAAAUCAAAACGUGUAUUGCAAAAUCUCGGGAUUUGUGACGGAAGCGUCCCGCGAAAUGUGGAAACGUGAAGAUUUAGCCCCUUAUGUGCAGCACGUGACUUCCGUAUUUGGAGCAGACCGCUGUAUGUUUGGCUCUGAUUGGCCAGUUUGCACCCUGGCAAGAGAUGGCUCUUAUGAGCAAAUCUUUUGCGCUUACUUCCAGUGCGUUUCACAUCUCUCAGAAACGGAGAAGGAAGCGGUUUUCUGUGACAACGCCGUGAAAUUUUAUGGACUUAACUGACGAAUGAAUAAUAACUAGUUCUAGUUAGAGAUUUAUUACCACUGCCUUGGGAUAUAGUGCAAAUUUCUAAACCUAUUUCACAAAAAGGGUCAUUAUAGGAAAGUAUUUGCGCUAUAGUUCACAGAUAUAGAUGAUAUAUGAGAGAUAAUUGAUAGGUACAGAUUUUAAUGUAGCAAAUAUUUUUAUCUUUUUCAUAAUUGUACGUAGUUAUUUUAUCCAUUUAAUUGUGUAUUAUGCACGGCUUUACUAUCAACCUUUUCCAUGAAUAUUUUUAGCUGCCGUGGAUAAAUAACUGACUAACUAACUAAAUAAAUAAAUAUUAAAUAAAUAAGAACAGAUAAAGCUACAUUGGUCACCUCUCUUCCACACGGUGUAAACGGCAUGUGCUGAGUGGUGGUAGAAAGAAAAAAAGCGUCUGUCGCACAUUUGCGCGCUUCACUAAUUUUCACCCCUUACUCUGUGCGGAUUAAAGAUUUGAUUUUACGGCUCGUAGCAGGUGCAAACUAUAAUUCCAUUCCACAAAUCAUGCGGAAGCGGACUGGUGAUAGCGUCCUACGCAGACGGUCUUUUUUGGGGGUUUGUCACGCAAUCUUCCUCCGUCACGAACGCCUGCUCAUACACAGGGCUAUUCACGUAGCCCAAUCACAGCGCACUUCCCGAUCAAGACAACGAACUUUGGACCCGGAGACAUUUUGCAAGGGACUUCAGCGGAUACGAGCUUUGCCUUUCAACGACUGUUUGAAGGAAGAUUGCGUGACUAGCCCAAAGAGGCUAGGCCUGUCCUUUUGGUAAUGUUGCAGUCAGGUAAAACUAUUAUUAGGAAGUGAUAGAGGUUAUUUUUUUCAUUAAAAGUCAAUUUAGAUGUAACGACUUACAUUUACUGCUCCAUUGGAUUGUUUCGUGUAUCAACCAAUCAAAUGCGAGAAGAUAGCACGUGUGAGUUGAGAAAAAGAUCCUUCAGCCUGAACAACAAAUUUGAUGCUCAAUACUAAAUGCGUCAUUUUCUGUGGUAAUCCAUUAAAAAUCUUCCGUAAAACUA
Messenger RNA from Orbicella faveolata, 3363 nucleotides. RefSeq lists its product as uncharacterized. The record is from RefSeq and is a predicted model, not a curated record. Gene Ontology annotation, molecular function: hydrolase activity. Lineage: Eukaryota; Metazoa; Cnidaria; Anthozoa; Scleractinia; Merulinidae.